Molecule: messenger RNA, 1091 nt
Organism: Seminavis robusta
Lineage: Eukaryota; Bacillariophyta; Bacillariophyceae; Naviculales; Naviculaceae
Source: the annotation of a GenBank genome assembly
UUCUCCAACUCUAGCUUCUGCAUUGCAUUGUUGAUACUGUACCACCAUGCCGCCAUCAUCAACGAACUCAGCCUCUCUUCGGAGACAGACUCGUCUUCGCCGUGAGUACCUGUACAAAAAGUCAUUGGAGGGUCGUGACAGAGCCGUCUACGAGCAAAAACAGCAACUCCGCCAAGCCCUGGCAUCGGGAAAGUCUCUUCCCACGGAACUCAGAGCCUCCUAUGAUGCUUUGAAGAAAGAAGUCGACGCCGAAGACGUCAAAACCGACACGCAGCAUACUCGUGUGGAUGAUGAAUACGGCGAUGCAGGACUGAUCGAACCUCGUGUGUGUGUCACGACAUGCCGCGAUCCGUCGUCUCGCUUGAAGAAUUUUUCCAAGGAACUCAAAUUAUUGGUGCCAAAUUCGACUCGCAUCAACCGUGGAAACAAUACCGUGUCAGAUCUCAUGCAAGCGUGCCGCCAAGGGGAUUUUACAGAUGUUGUCAUUGUCCAAGAAACACGAGGAGAACCCGAUGGCCUGGUGGUCUGUCACUUGCCUCUGGGCCCCACGGCCUUUUUCUCGCUCAACAAUACCGUCAUGCGACACGAUUUGGAUCCACCUGCCGCACCCAUGUCGGAAGCAUACCCACAUUUGAUACUCAACAAUUUCAAUACCGAUCUGGGAAAGCGUGUUGGAAAUAUUCUAAAGUGCCUCUUUCCGGUGCCCCGCGGUGAUUCCAAAAGGGUCAUUACAUUUGCCAACCAAUCCGAUUUUAUCUCCUUUCGACAUCACAUGUACAGCAAGCCAGCUCAUGACAACGUGGCACUCCAUGAAGUGGGUCCCCGAUUCGAAAUGAAACUAUAUCAAAUACGAUUGGGGACAUUGGAGCAAACAGAUGCCGACAGUGAAUAUGUGCUCAGGCCCUAUCAGAAUACUGCUUCCAAGAGGAAUGUAUUGUGAGGAGAAGAGUAAAAAGCUGUAGACACAACUAACUUCAUGGUCUGCAUGAAUGUAUUGGAAUUGGAAUUGGAAUUGGUAGCCCCAUAGGAAUGACAACCAAGUACUGUGCUUUUUGUCUGGCUGUUGCCAAUAGAAUAGCUUUCACAGGUGU